Molecule: messenger RNA, 2481 nt
Organism: Eubalaena glacialis (North Atlantic right whale)
Lineage: Eukaryota; Metazoa; Chordata; Mammalia; Artiodactyla; Balaenidae
Gene: TMC8
Product: transmembrane channel like 8
Exons: 16
Coding region: 226-2388 (720 amino acids)
Cellular component (GO): plasma membrane
Molecular function (GO): mechanosensitive monoatomic ion channel activity
Source: RefSeq, a predicted model, not a curated record
CGGUCUCCUCCGGGGACUUGGUCCCUUGUCCCCAGAUGGGGAAACUGAGGCCAUACGUUGCUUUGAGAUGUGGCUGGAGACUGAGCCAGACCUCCUCCAACAGGAUUCCUUCUCUUCAUUACUGGCCAUGCCAGGGCCAAGACCGUGAGACUCACUCAACAGCCACCCCACAUCCCCUCCCAGGAGGUGGAGCGUUACAACCCCAACUUCAACCCCAUCACAGAGAUGCUGAGGCAGUGGUCGGUGCAGGCCCCAGGGGAGCCAGAACCUGAGCCGGCGGGCGAGGAGCUGUGGGAGCAGGAGAUGGAGCGGCUGUGCUCCUCCCAGGAACCUGUGCGGGUGCUGCCCUACGCCAUGGUGGACAAGCGCUUCAUCCGGCAGCUGCGGGAGCCCGAGGGGGUGAAGACCUCGUGCUGGCAGCAGUGGCGUCACAGGCAGCAGACUGCAAGACGGCGCCUGGGGGAGGCAGCACGGCGGCUGGCCCGGGGCUGUGGGCUCUGGGAGGGGGCUCUCUACGAGAUUGGGGGCCUCUUUGGCACCGGAAUCCAGUCGUACUUCACCUUUCUUCGCUUCCUGCUGCUGCUUAACCUGCUGACUCUACUUCUGACCACCAGCUUCGUCCUGCUGCCCCUGACCUGGCUCCGCCCCCCUGACAGAGGACCUGCUCUGAACUUCACCCUCCAGUGUCCUGGUGGCCACCAACCCCAGACUGGUGUUCCCAAGUUCAACAAUCUACUUUGGAAUGUUUUAACCGGCAGGGCCUUCAACAACACCUAUCUCUUUUAUGGCGCGUACCGAGCGGGGCCUGAGAGCAGCUCAAUAUACAGCAUCCGCCUGGCCUACUUCCUGAGCCCACUGGCCUGCCUGCUCCUCUGCUUCUGUGGGAUUCUACGGCGGAUGGUGAAGGGGCUGCCACAGAAGAUGUUCCUGGGCCAGGACUACAGGUCACCUCUCAGCGCCAAGGUCUUCUCUUCCUGGGACUUCUGCAUCCAGGGGCAGGAGGCAGCCACCAUCAAGAAGCAUGAGAUCAGCAACGAGUUCAAGGUGGAGCUGGAGGAGGGGCGUCACUUGCUGAUGGUGCAGCAUCAGACCCGGGCUCAGAGGGCCUGCCACCUGCUCACCUACCUGCGGGUCAACAUCCUCAUCGGGCUCCUGGUGGUUGGGGCCAUCAGUGCUAUCUUCUGGGCCACCAAGUACUCGCAGGACAACAAGGAGGAGUCCCUGUUCCUGCUGCUCCAGUACCUGCCCCCUGGGGUCAUCGCCCUGGUCAACUUUCUGGGUCCCCUGCUGUUUGUUUUCCUGGUCCAGCUGGAAAACUACCCUCCCAACACUGAGGUCAACCUCACCCUUAUCUGGUGUGUGGUGUUGAAGCUGGCCAGCCUGGGAAUGUUCUCCUUCUCGCUGGGCCAGACUGUGCUGUGCAUCGGCAGAAACAAGACCAGCUGUGAGUCCUACGGCUACAACGCAUGUGACUACCAGUGCUGGGAGGACUCGGUGGGGGAGGAGCUGUACAAACUCAGCAUCUUCAACUUCCUCCUCAUGGUGGCCUUCACCUUCCUUGUCAGCCUGCCUAGGAGGCUGCUGGUGGAGCGGUUCUCGGGCCGGUUCUGGGCCUGGCUGGACCGGGAGGAGUUCCUGCUGCCCAAGAACGUGCUGGACAUCGUGGAGGGACAGACGGUCACCUGGAUGGGCCUCUUCUACUGCCCCCUGCUGCCCCUGCUCAACAGCAUCUUCAUCUUCCUCACCUUCUACAUCAAGAAGUACACCCUGCUGAGGAACUCCAGGGCAUCCCCUCGGCCAUUCCGCGCCUCCAGCUCCAUCUUCUUCUUCCAGCUGGUGCUCAUCCUGGGCCUGCUCCUGGCCGCUGCGCCCCUGGGCUAUGUGGUCAGCAGCAUCCGCUCCUCCUGGGACUGUGGCCUCUUCACCAACUACUCAGCCCCCUGGCAGGUGGUCCCAGAGCUGGUGGCCCUCCGGCUCCCACCCCCUAGCCAGCGCAUCCUGCACUACCUGGGCUCCCAUGCCUUCAGCUUCCCCCUCCUCAUCCUGCUCAGCCUUGUCCUGACCGUGUGCGUCUCCCAGUCCCAGGCCAGCGCGAGGGCCAUCCGGGGGCUCCGGAAGCAACUGGUGUGGCAAGUGCAGGAGAAGUGGCACCUGGUGGAUGACCUGUCGCGGCUGCUGCCGGAGCCGGGCUCCGGCGACUCUCUGGGGCCUGAGUCCCCUCACUCCCGAGGUUCGCGCCCGAGAUCCUUGUGCCCCGGAUUCCCGUGCCCGGGCUCCCCGGGACCCAGGCCCCCCCGGCCGGAACCCUCCCUUGAGGAUCCCGCCGGGUUGCGCGGUGUCCCGGUCCCCGCCCGUAGAUGCCGCUUCCCCAGCGGUUCGGAGCUGUAGCACCGACCCCCAGCACCGCCCGGAGCUUCCCCAGGGCCCCGUGUGCAGCUCCCCACUUCCUGCCCCCUCGCCCCACGCUCGUGACCCCUGGUG